Messenger RNA from Serpula lacrymans var. lacrymans S7.9, 940 nucleotides. RefSeq lists its product as uncharacterized. Gene Ontology annotation, cellular component: mitochondrion. Gene Ontology annotation, molecular function: 3'-5'-RNA exonuclease activity; nucleic acid binding. NCBI's taxonomy places the organism in Eukaryota, Fungi, Basidiomycota, Agaricomycetes, Boletales, Serpulaceae. The transcript is spliced from 10 exons. The record is from RefSeq and is a predicted model, not a curated record. The coding region runs from base 103 to 720 and encodes 205 amino acids.
GUCGUCCUCAUGAUUCUUGCACGAUGUCUGUGGUCGGUUUGUAGAGGAUCCUCAUUCACAAGAAUUGUGUUUAAGCCUGUAGUGACGCGUCGCACUCUGCAAAUGGCUGCUGCUAGACCUCUAGACUUUAAUGCUGGUCCAAUGGUAUGGGUGGAUUGCGAAAUGACGGGAUUGGACCCUCGGAAGGAUAAAAUCUUAGAAAUUGCUGUUCUCAUUACUGAUGGGAACCUUGAAUUGGUGGAUGAAGGCAUACAACUCGUGGUUCGCACAGAGAAAUCGAUUCUGGAUGGAAUGGAUGAGUGGUGUAUAAAUCAACAUGGCCGGUCCGGCCUCACGAAAGCUUGUUUGACGUCGCCAUAUACCAAGGAUUAUGUAUCUCAAGCAGUGCUUGCGUACAUCAAGAAAUGGAUUCCUCAACAGAGGACCGGUGUAUUAGCAGGCAACUCAGUUCACGCUGAUCGUUCUUUUUUGGUCGAGGAAAUGCCAGAAGUUGUGGACUGGCUUCAUUAUCGGAUCAUCGAUGUAUCUUCAAUAAAGGAACUUUGCCGCAGGUGGUAUCCCACGCGUUCGCCUCCUCGAGAAACAUAUUCGAGAAACAGUCACCGAGCGCUCGAUGAUAUCCAAGGCUCGAUAAGAGAACUCCAGUGGUACCGUAAAAACAUUUUUAUUGAGCAGGAUCCUCCGAAGUUGUCGUCGUCGCCUCGUUCGUUGAGGGAGUGAGGCAUGCGCCAUCAGAUCACAUGUGGAUUUAUCCCUCAGUCUGAUUUUUCCGGGAUGAAGUCCUUCUUCCACUUUUAUGUAGGGUUUUUCAGGAUAGUACUAGUAACUACACUGAAAUGUUACAACAUGGGGAGCUUGUACACGGUAUUCUAGGCUUCUAACGUAUAUCUAUCUAGCCAGUGUCAUAGAUGGUAGCACAUGCUAUUCAUAUUUCAUACCG